AGUGAGUCCUUGUGAGGCGGUGGUGGUGGUGGUGCUGAUUGUGAUGUUCAGCUGAGGAUCGUAGUGUCUUGAUGUUUUUUUGAAUUUGAAACUGAAUGGAUAGAUGAAUUACGCAGCUUACUCCGGAAAGGGACGAAAAAUGCCUGGGGGGGAGGUGCAGAAGACUUUCAAGAUAUUCUGUGGCAAUCUAGCUGGAGCUGCAACUAAAGAUGACCUUUACUAUCUCUUCUCACGUUAUGGGCCUGUUGUUGAGGCUGUUGUCAUGGUGGGCAAAUUUUAUGGCUUUGUGCACAUGGCAUAUGAAGAGGAUGGCUGGAAGGCAAUAUGUGAACUUCGGGGUUACAAUCUCCAUGGCAAGACAAUGGCAGUUGAAGCUUCAAUCAAUUCAAAAAAAGCAACUCCUCUUUAUAAGCAGAAUAUCAUAGGGAAAGGAAUCACCACACUAGAUGACUUUAAUGAUUAUAGUUCGUCCAAAUCAAAGUCAGCUGAAGGAAGAGAGAGACGUCCGCCACCAGAAUCCUUUACAUCAUUCAACAAACCAGGAGAAUCAUCCAUCAGGCCUACCAAUCCUCCACCUCCCCCAAACUAUUAUUACCAUCCAGCCUUCCCAGCAUCAGCUAGCAGCAGCCAGCCCUCCCCCAUUGGCCACACACCGCCCCCAAUGUCUCGAACCUCCCCCAGGCCAGAGUUAGCAUCCUUGAAAACAAUGGAGUCUCUCCAAGGAAGAGAGUCUCCCUUGUUAAAAAUGCAAGCUGUUGAUGCCAAUUCAAAUCCAAUACAGGAGCACAAUUCUGAGAGGCUAGAAGGAGUUUCAGCAUGUUGCAAUUUAUGUGGUUCAGUAUUUGAUGAGUGGCAGCACAAACCCAAAAUUCUCAGCUGUGGCCAUACGUUUUGUUGUAGCUGCUUACUAUGUUUAGCUCAAGAUGUAGAGGUGAAAUGUCCCUCUGGGUGCCCCUAUACUACAGCACUCACCGAGGCUGGCAUAUCCGGUUUAACUACAAAUUACACAGUGCCAAUCAAAAAGCGUGUAAAUACCAGCAUCUCCCCGUCCUUGCCUGGCAUAUCUACAGGCUUUGUACUCCAGAAUGGUGCACAGAGGCCAAGCACUAGUCCAUCACCAGUGGUAUGCUGCAGCUGCCUAAAGAUUCCUGCUGCAGAGUCCUGUAGUAGUAACGGACAUCAUCUUAUACCUGAGGACCAGGCCAGAGACAUCUUCUUAAGGGACCUCCAGACCUCCCUUGAGGUAACCCUUAAGAAAUUGCGACAAACAAUGACUUUGAGAGCGACCAUGAAAGAGCGACUGGAGCGUACCGUCCUAAGUGUAGAGAAGUUUUUGGAGGAGCUGAGGCGGAAGGUUGAAGGUGAGCAGUUGGAAGAAGCUGUAUUGCAGGAGCACCUGGCGGAUCUCACCAUGGCCAAGGAGGCACUGACAGAAGGCUCCUCUAUUUCUCAGUUGGUAGAAUCUUUUAAUCAGGUCCAAAAUUAUAUUACUAUAAUCACUUCACAGUUCAAUCACUGUGCUGCAAUAACAGCAAUCAACAAUGCAACAGAAGCUAUCAUUGUCAAGUUGAAGCAGUCUGCACUAGAACCAGUGCUAUCUUCCAUAGGUUUUAGUAAUGAAGAAGCAUUUUCUAUGAAUUCAUCUCUUGAAGAACAUGCCUUAUUUGGUAACAAUGCCAAUGUCCUCCUUUUGUAUAUGUUAUCAGAUUUAUUGUCAACGAGAAUGUCACAACUGAAAGGUGUAAGUCCACGUAGUCCUAGCCAACAGCCACCCCUCUCAGCACCAAGCCCUCUCCAAUCACACUUGCCUCCCAUUCCUGUGUCAACAAAUGCUGUUGAUGAUGGAAGCAUUGGGCACAGUUUGGGUCUUCCUUCAAAUAAAAUGAACGAACUAAAAAGUCAUGAAGUAGAAAAAAUGAACGAGCUGAAAAGUCAUGAAAUGAAUAAUAUAAAUGAACAUAUUCUACAGAUGACAGAGGCAAUAGAAACCGGAUCCCUAUUAGGAAGAGGUGAUGGCAUGGGAGCUAUGUCUGCAGGGGCAAAUGUUACUGGGCCUAACUCUGUUCCAUCAGCAGCAUUGUCUUUAGGAUUAUCUAAUCUAUCACUUAUUGCUGCUGAGGCAUCUGAAAAUGGAAAAGAUGAAUUAGAAAGCCUUGGAGAUAGAAGAGAACCCAUUCCUGUAUCUUAUCUUGAUGCUGCAAAAAAGCCAGCAAAGCCUUCCCAAAGUCCUGAUGGUCUUCCCAAAAUGCACUUAGAGAAGCUUUGCACCACUCCAUUAAGACCUAACAAAUUUCCACAUUGUUGGAUGGAGCUCUCCUUUGAUGGAGAGCCAGCUGGUCGCAUAGUUUUUGAGCUUCGUCCUGAUAAAGCACCUAAAAUGUGUGAGAAUUUCAUUGCGUUAUGUACAGGGAGAAGUGGUUAUGGCUACAAGGGGACACACUUCUUUAAGAGUGGAGAAGGCUUUCUUGCUGGAGGUGAUGUAGAGAAUGAUGAUGGAACUGGGGGAUAUUCAGCCUUUGAGAAACGCACCUUUGAAGCUGAUCUCUGUCCUCUAAAAGAUGAGGUUGGCAUGGUGCGAUUUAAAGGUAUUGGCACCAGUGAUAAGGGAAGGGGAAUGGUUGGAUCGCAGUUCAUGAUAUGGUGUGGUGACAGAGAUUUUAAAAAAUUUUCCUAUAGCCUCGUGUUUGGCAAGGUUGUAGAUGGGUUAGACGUAGCCAAAAAGGCAGCAGCAGUCAAUGUUCACAGGGUGUCUGUUGAAGUUGAAAAAUGUGGUGCAAUCUAAAUACAAUUUUACAUUACAUAUACACAUAGUUGCGUAACCAAUAUGUCCAGUAAUUUUAUAUUAACGUUUUGAUUAUAAACUGUAAAGGCAAGACUAUUAUGUGAAUUCUGAUUGCAGCAUUUACUUUCCUCUAGAAGUGCCUUAUAGCGUGCCUUUUUUUUUCCGUCUUGUGGCAUCACAGGUUUCAAUUAUUAUUAUUAUUAUUAUUAUUAUUAUUAUUAUUAUUAUUAUUAUUAUUAUUAUUAUUAUAAUGUAUAUUUUCUUAUUUGGCAAGCUUGACGCCUAUUUUUCAUAAAUCUGGAGACAUUUUAAUUUGCUAUGGACAAUACAGCAUAGGUAAUGUUGACAGAACAGUGUACGUACUAGUAAGUAAGAGUGCAAACCGAAUGUUGAAAGAUUUUAAAAGUACACAUCUCUAAUUUCUUACAUCCAGUAGGAGAGCUACAUUUAGCUACAUUUGUUUAACUCAACUAAGUUAAUACAUUUAUUAGUGAUUGGAAAUACAGUAAACCCUUGUCUUACUCGGUUGCAUUUAUUAUUUUUGUUUCUUGAAUUUACUAUUCUUAAGGGAGAAAAGUUGCAUAGUUAUUCAUGAACAGGUUGAUAAGCCUUUAUUUGGAAUGCUUGGGGCUGGAAGUGUUUCGUAUUUUCUAAAUUUUGGAAUACAUUGGCAUUCCAAUUCUGGUUUAGGUAAAUAUUUAUCUCUCACCAUGCUAUGCUGUGAGACAUAUUACUCUCCCUUGUACCUUUUAGGCAGGUGUGCUGGGAGACACAGAUGUGAAUGGAGAUAAUGGUCAACAAAAUUUUAGUUGAUUCAUUAUUGAUUUUGGUGCUUAAUUUCUUGAUUCCAAAAUUUACAGUGGCUUUGAGUGUUGGUCUAACUAUUCUUCUUUAAUAUGUAAUACAUGUGCAUCUUUGGGGGAGGGCUGGGUAGGACAGUAGAGGCAUUGCUAAAAGAUAACCAAAGUUAUUGAAAUUCCAGUUUUUCCCUUUGUAUUUUCUCUCUUACUUACAGUGACCAUGGGUGUGUCCCUGUCUGCCCCUUACAUUACUUACUCAACAUCUAAUAAACAUCAUAUUAUGCAUAUGUUGGUGUGUCAGGUUCCCCAGCAUCUUGAUUUAUGAAUUUACAUUGACAACAAUGUCCUACAAUUAGACUCCUUGGCGCAAGGAUAAUGUUGAUAUCUGACACUUGAUUAUUGAUCUCCAUCACCCAUUUGUUGAUAUUAUCUUAGUGAUAAUGAAAAAACUGUGCAGUUGGAAAUGGAUGUAUGUUUUUGUAGUCCUGGAUCAAAAUUCAUGUUAAAUAAUUGUGAGAGUCUUUUGGUUUCUGAGUUUCACUAUCAAUUACUAUUCCAAUUUCUAGAUUAUAUAUAUAUAUAUAUAUAUGACAAAAAAUUGUCCUAAAUAACUUUCCAAUAACAAAAAAAAAUAUGCCCUUUCUAACUUAACUGCAAAAUGUGGCAUUGUGCUCCAGCAAUCACAAGGGAUUCAUUAACAGAUUUUUCAUAGCAGUAAAUAGCCUUCAGGACUAUGAACAGAUGCUUGUGAGCUCAUGAUAAACUCAGUCCCAAAACAGCAUUACAUUGUAUUGUUUCACUUUUCAUCCCUGUCACUUAAUUUUGGCACUCUUUCACAGAGAGUGGCCCAGCACUGCCUCUGCACAAACAGCUUCGGUUAUUUCAUGCUUAAUGUGCUGUAACACAUUUACUUCUAGAUCCAGAUUAAAUUAAAAAGUACGAGUAGAAGACAGAAAAUUCUAUGAAGUGGGAUAUAACAGCAAUGCCUUUCUUUCCAAAUCCUACCCCUUAAACUGUUGUAAUAUAUUUAAUUGACACUAUCUGGAUGCAUAGUGAGACCAACACUAUAAAAAUUACGUUUUCAGCACUAGUCAUUGUAAUUACAUCAGAUUUAGUAAUGAAAGCAAAAUAACAACCCGUGAGUUACUGCAAAUCAGGAAUAAAUUAGUUAUGGCAUAUGUCAACGUGAAGCUUUCAGAUUUCAGAAAGUUCCAGAUAAAGGAUUCUCAACCUGUAAUGCAUUAUUGGGAUCAACCUGGCUUGCAAAGACAUCUGUUGCACAGUACUGCUUUUCACCUAUUGUUUUGAAAAUAUGAAUUCUGAAAUUAUAACCAAGUUCUUUUUAAGGCUUUCAUCAUGAAAAUAGAUAGUUAUUCUAGACUGAUUCUCACAUUAGUUUAAACUAAAUGAAUAUCACUAUUUCCAACAGUAGUGUAUUUUAUAUUUAUUUAUAUUUUGUAUAAUUAUUUUGAAGCAGAAUCCAGAAGCACACUGCUUCAGCUAUUAUUGUUGAGAAAUGUGAACUAAUCUUUACAUUAUCUAUACUUAAUAUUGAAUACAAUAGAAUGCAUAAAUGCAUUUGUAAAUCCUUAAAAGCAGCAUUGGCCUAAAAUGAUUCUUGGAUGUGGCAUUUGCAGCCAUUCUCAUUAUAUUCUUAAGAGGCCUGCAAUUUUUUACAGGUCCUGCAAAACCAUAAUAUUUUCAUCAUCAUACUUAUGUUCAUGUUCCAUCAGACUUUGCAAGUCAAGGGUUCACUGUAAUUGCUCAGAAAAACCAAACCAAACAUAGUAUAUUGAUCAAUUAAGCUUCUAAUUAACGUGCAUAUAUACGUAUAUCCAUGAAUAAUUGUGUGUAAUUCCUAUAUUUGGUCAAGGAAAAUAUUGCAUUCUAGAUUACUAAGUUCUGUGUAUGAAUUUACUUGCCAUUCUCAUGUAUAAUUGUAAUGUAUGUAUAGUUAAGCCAAGGUCAUUACUUGGCACACAAGUAGGUUAUGAUACAGAAGUUGGAAUAAGAACACCAGCUUUACCCAUAAUGUUAUUGUUAUUGAAAUGAAGCUUUAGAUUCUUAAAACAAAAAUUGUGAAAUAAUUUAUUUAAUAUAUUGACCAAAUUUGUUAGACUAUUAUUAUAGAAAAUACUUGUGAGGGAAAAUAUGUCCAGCCUUUUCUAUUGUUGUAAGAGGAAUGCCUGACAUUUCAGGCUAACCUGUGUUGAGUUCAGGGUAUUCAUUUUGUAGGUAUGCUUCUCAUUGCCUGCAAGUGGCAUAGUUGCUGUUCUUACAAGUAUGGUUAUACAGUGGUAAUUAUUUGCUCAAUGCCUUUGUAAAUUCCUAGGUUUACCUUUAUCAUUUACCAAAGUCAGUGUAUUUGUUAAAAUUAAUUUCAGCAAUAAGGGGCCAAUGUUUGGGUUAAACACAAGUAUUGUGGUAAGUAUUUACAUUUUUCAAGAAUGGACGUGUGUGUAGAAUUGGGGGCCAAUUUGAGUGAGUGGUUGCAGUGUUACAUAUCUACAAGAUUAGUGAGCAGUGGACAGCACUGAGUGAUUCUUUUUCACAUACUAUACCAGGGACUUAGUUGUGGAAAGUAUUAUUUUCAUCAUCAUAUAAUUACAGUAUUUAACAACCAAAAGGUAUUUAGUGUGCCCAGAUGAAAUCGAAUUAUGUCAUGAAUAGUUGGUGUAUAGUUACAAUAAUCUUUCUUAAUUACAGCACCUUUGAUACUACCGAAACUGCUUGUAUUUUUUUAUUAGUACUAUAGUGAAGGGUAUAUAUACAAAUAUAUAUAUAUACAAACAGCCGCUGAAAAAUAACUGUAAUAAAACUUUUUUUUACAAGACAAUAAAUGCAAUACAUGGAAACUCC
Messenger RNA from Scylla paramamosain (green mud crab), 6441 nucleotides. RefSeq lists its product as uncharacterized. Gene Ontology annotation, molecular function: RNA binding; peptidyl-prolyl cis-trans isomerase activity. Bases 104 to 2782 code for a protein of 892 amino acids. Gene Ontology annotation, biological process: protein peptidyl-prolyl isomerization. Lineage: Eukaryota; Metazoa; Arthropoda; Malacostraca; Decapoda; Portunidae. The record is from RefSeq and is a predicted model, not a curated record. The transcript is spliced from 10 exons.